AUCUUGGAUCGGCGGGACAAGAAAAUUCAUGCGAACAAGGUUUGCAAGAUCUUGUCUUUGUUUCGUGAGUACUGGUAUAACAGCAUCACUGCUCACCCAGAGAAUUCCUGAUGGUAUGUUGUAAGCUUCCAGACUUCAAGGUGACAAACAGCAUGUUUGGUGCUUCAAGAAAGAAGUUUGUAGAGGGGGUCGAUGGUGAUUACCACGAUGAAAACAUGUACUACAGCCAGUCUUCGAUGUUCCCACAUCGGUCAGAAAAAGAUAUGCUGGCAUCGCCAUCAACAUCAGGUCAGCUGUCUCAAUUUGGGGCAAGUUUAUACGGGCAACAAAGUGCACUAGGCCUUCCAAUGAGGGGAAUGAGCAACAAUACCCCUCAGUUAAAUCGCAGCUUAUCACAAGGCACUCAGUUACCGAGCCACGUAACACCAACAACAGGGGUACCAACAAUGUCACUUCAUACGCCUCCAUCUCCAAGCAGGGGUAUAUUGCCUAUGAAUCCUAGGAAUAUGAUGAACCACUCCCAGGUUGGUCAGGGCAUUGGAAUUCCCAGCAGAACAAACAGCAUGAGCAGUUCAGGGUUAGGCAGCCCCAACAGAAGCUCUCCUAGCAUAAUAUGUAUGCCAAAGCAACAACCCUCUCGACAACCUUUUACUGUGAACAGUAUGUCUGGAUUUGGAAUGAACAGGAAUCAGGCAUUUGGAAUGAGUAACUCCUUAUCAAGUAACAUUUUUAAUGGAACAGAUGGAAGUGAAAAUGUGACAGGACUGGACCUUUCAGAUUUUCCAGCACUAGCAGACAGAAACAGAAGGGAAGGAAGUGGCAACCCAACUCCAUUAAUAAAUCCUUUAGCUGGAAGGGCUCCCUACGUGCACCAGAAGAGGAAGCAGCUGCUAGUGAGAAAGAUGGAAGCUGAUUGCCAAGAUCCCUUUGGAAUGGUAACAAAACCAGCAAGUGAGCAAUCCCAGGACUUCUCGAUACACAAUGAGGAUUUUCCAGCAUUACCAGGCUCCAGCUAUAAAGAUCCAACAUCAAGUAACGAUGACAGUAAAUCUAAUUUGAAUACAUCAGGCAAAACAUCAUCUAGUGCAGAUGGACCCAAAUUCCCUGGAGAUAAAAGUUCAACAACGCAAAACAACAACCAGCAGAAAAAAGGGAUCCAGGUGUUACCUGAUGGUCGGGUUACCAACAUUCCUCAAGGGAUGGUGACGGACCAGUUUGGAAUGAUUGGAUUGUUAACAUUCAUCAGGGCAGCAGAGACCGACCCAGGAAUGGUACAUCUUGCAUUAGGAAGUGAUUUAACAACACUAGGUCUCAAUCUCAACUCUCCUGAAAAUCUCUACCCCAAAUUUGCAUCACCUUGGGCAUCUUCACCUUGUCGACCUCAAGACAUAGACUUCCAUGUUCCAUCUGAAUACUUAACGAACAUUCACAUUAGAGAUAAGCUGGCUGCAAUAAAACUUGGCCGCUAUGGAGAAGAUCUUCUGUUUUAUCUCUAUUAUAUGAAUGGAGGAGAUGUAUUACAGCUAUUAGCAGCAGUAGAACUCUUUAAUCGAGAUUGGAGAUACCACAAAGAGGAGCGAGUAUGGAUCACCAGGGCACCAGGCAUGGAGCCAACGAUGAAAACCAAUACAUAUGAGAGGGGAACAUAUUACUUCUUUGACUGUCUUAACUGGAGGAAAGUAGCUAAGGAGUUCCAUCUGGAAUAUGACAAACUAGAAGAAAGGCCUCAUCUGCCAUCAACUUUCAACUACAACCCUGCUCAGCAAGCCUUCUAAAGACUUCCCUUUUCUUGGGGUAUGGCUGUCUCAGCACAAUACUCAACAUAACUGCAGAACUGAUGUGGCUCAGGCAUCCUGGUUUUAAUUCCUUGAGGAUCUGGCAAUUGGCUCAUGCAAAGGGUCACCAUUUGAGGUCCUGCCUUACUAAUUAUGUGCUGCCCAACAACUAAAUUUGUCAUUUGUUUUUCUUUAGUUUGAGCAGGGUCUGAAUUUGUUUCUGUUUAUUUUUAUUUUUUGCCAGCAGACAAGCUUGGGUCUGUAAAGACGAGCGAGUACACUGACAAAAAUUUACCACUUAGUUUCCAAAAUGUAAAAAAAAAAAAAGAGAAAAAAGGAAAAGACAAAAAAUUAGACAACAAAAUUUGCAUUGUUCAUUGUAGCACUAUUGGUAAUAAAAAAUGUUUGUGCAUUUUUAUGUGAAGAUCCUUCUCGUAUUUCAUUUGGAAAGAUGAGCAAGGUCUGCUUCCUUCAUUUUACUUCCCCUUCUGUUUUCGAAAGGCAGUUUUCACCAAGCUUAAUGCAAGAAUAUCUGACUGUUUAGAAGAAAGAUAUUGCCACAACCUCUGGUUAGUUGUCCGGAGUUGUGUAUUACUGAGCUUCAUCUUUCCAGAAUGAGCAAAACACUGUCCAGUCUUUGUUACGAUUUUGUAAUAAAUGUGUACAUUUUUUUUAAAUUUUUGGACAUCACAUGAAUAAAGGUAUGUAUGUACGAAUGUGUAUAUAUUAUAUAUAUGACAUCUAUUUUGGAAAAUGUUUGCCCUGCUGUACCUCAUUUUUAGGAGGUGUGCAUGGAUGCAAUAUAUGAAAACGGGACAUUCUGGAACUGCUGGUCAGGGGACUACUUUGUCGCCCUGUGCACUAAAGGGCCAGAUUUUCAGCAGCCAAGGACAUCCAUACCCAAGUGAAUGUGAUGGGACUUAAAGAAGUGAACUGAGACAAUUCACUCUGGCUGUUUGAACAGCAGCGUUUCAUAGGAAGAGAAAAAAAAGAUCAAUCUUGUAUUUUCUGACCACAUAAAGGCUUCUUCUCUUUGUAAUAAAGUAGAAAAGCUCUCCUCACUGCAGUGUUGACUUUGAUUUGAGAUUGUGAAAUUAUUUCUUCAACAAUGAAAAUGAAAAAUACCUGUUGAAGUAUUAAAUAUCAAGCUGUACAGUGGUUAAGACACUUACAUUGAAGAGUCUUUUUGCUGCUGACAAGUAAUUUAAGAGAUUAUAUACCUGUCUACAGUAGGCCAAAUAUUUUGGUCCAUCUUGUUUUCAUAUUAAACAAACUAAUACGAAAUAGAAAAUUAUUUUUUACAAAUGGGUUGGGUAAUAUUUUGAAAUAGAACGAUGCUCUAAAACUUUCUCUUUGCAAUUUAAUACCAGUCACAGCUUACCUUCAAGCUGAUAUUUUAUCACUUCAAACAGCGAUACAUUUCCUUUUGAUUCAUAUUAUUACAACUUGAGCUUCUGACCUCAAAGAAACAUUGAAUACACCACUUCAGGCAAGCACGGUAACUGAUCUCUGACUAACGAAGGAAAAAAACAACCAUCUGGAUAGUGUCCCUUAUUUUGACGUGACUGCUAUAUUUCCCAUUCAACUACUUGUGAACUAUUUUCCAUCUUAUGAUGCAAACUGUUUAAAAUACCUGAAGUUACCAAAGCAAGAAAAGACAGCAAAAUAAUGUCAGUGAAUCUUGAUUAUUUUUUUUUUUAAUUUUAUUUUAGUUUUUAACCUAUUUUUCUAUGUAGUGCAAAACAGUUUGUUGGCAUUUAUCAAAUAAUGUUUGGAAAUUGACCAUAAUGACAUUGCUGUGUUUCUGUAUCAGGUGUAUAGCAACUUUAAAUUCUACAUUUUAUAUGUAUUUUGAGAUAAGAGAGACAUAAAAAUAUAAAA
Molecule: messenger RNA, 3656 nt
Organism: Gavialis gangeticus (Gharial)
Lineage: Eukaryota; Metazoa; Chordata; Crocodylia; Gavialidae
Gene: CNOT2
Product: CCR4-NOT transcription complex subunit 2
Exons: 17
Coding region: 111-1775 (554 amino acids)
Biological process (GO): nuclear-transcribed mRNA poly(A) tail shortening; regulation of stem cell population maintenance; regulation of DNA-templated transcription
Cellular component (GO): P-body; CCR4-NOT core complex
Source: RefSeq, a predicted model, not a curated record